This is a messenger RNA of Durio zibethinus, 1319 nucleotides long. Its product is annotated as 6-phosphogluconate dehydrogenase family protein. NCBI's taxonomy places the organism in Eukaryota, Viridiplantae, Streptophyta, Magnoliopsida, Malvales, Malvaceae. Gene Ontology annotation, molecular function: NADP binding; NAD binding; oxidoreductase activity. The record is from RefSeq and is a predicted model, not a curated record.
UCUCUUGACUAAUUACCAAGCCAAAUAUCCUCAGCAACGCCUCAGCUCUUCAUCAAGUCAUCAGUCGCUACCUCUUUUCUUGCAUAUACCACAAACUGCUACAUCUCUGUCCGAUCUCCAUGGAAACUCCCUACCCAAAACCCAUCUCCCCCUCCCAAACCCGCAUCGGCUGGAUUGGGAUAGGCGUAAUGGGUGCUGCCAUGGCUUCUCACCUCCUCUCUGCCGGCUAUUCCCUCACCAUCUACGCUCGCACGCCAUCAAAAGCCUCGUCUCUCCAGUCCCAAGGUGCCCAUCUAACCAAUUCCCCACAAGAACUCGCUUGUCAAUGCGAUGUAGUUUUCACCAUGGUGGGCAACCCACAAGAUGUCAAACAAAUUGUCUUAGAAACCGACGGUAUCCUUUCAACCCUUAAUCCUGGUGCCGUCAUUGUAGAUCACACCAGCAGCAGCCCAUCUUUGGCGCGCGAGAUCUACGCUUCAGCUUGUAAAAAGGGUUGCUGGUCAGUCGAUGCUCCGGUUUCCGGGGGCGAUAUUGGAGCUAGAGAAGGGAAAUUGGCUAUUUUUGCUGGUGGAGAAAGUUCCGUGGUGGAGUGGCUGAAACCCUUGUUUGAUUUGAUGGGAAGAGUCACUUAUAUGGGGGAAGCAGGAUGUGGGCAGAGUUGUAAGAUUGGUAACCAAAUAAUGGUGGGGGCUAACUUGAUGGGUUUAAGUGAAGGGUUCGUUUUUGCAGAGAAAGCCGGGUUGGAUUUGAGGAAGUACAUGGAGUCGAUUAGAGGAGGAGGUGCAGGGUCAAUGGCAAUGGAGUUAUUUGGUGGAAGAAUGAUUGAGAGGGAUUUCAAGCCAGGUGGGUUUGUGGAGUAUAUGGUGAAGGAUUUGGGGUUGGGAGUGGAUGUUGUGAAGGAAGACGAUGAUGGGAAAGUGGUGGUUUUGCCAGGGUCAGCUUUGUGUAAACAAUUGUUUUCAGCAAUGGUGGCUAAUGGGGAUGGUAAGCUUGGUACUCAAGGACUCAUAACUGUUGUGGAAAGGAUCAAUGGCAAGUUACUUUGAAUCCAAUAGGUUUGUUCAAACAAGUAGACUUCAGCAUGUUUGAGAAUGAAUGCAAAUGGUUAACAGUAACUGAAAACUGUUCUCCAUUCGAAGAAAGAUUGCGCAAGUGAAUAUGUCUUUGCAUUUAGAGACACUAAAGAACUUCAGAUUGGAAUGUUCCUUUUUUUUUUUCUUUAUUCUAUCAGUUAGGCUUUGUAUUUUGUCUUGUCUAUAACUGGCUAUUGCAAUUUGAUCUUGGUUAUUUAGAAUUAUUAUUAAUAACUAAUAAUAAAU